Stomoxys calcitrans (stable fly) is the source of this 890-nucleotide messenger RNA. RefSeq lists its product as uncharacterized. The record is from RefSeq and is a predicted model, not a curated record. Bases 244 to 777 code for a protein of 177 amino acids. NCBI's taxonomy places the organism in Eukaryota, Metazoa, Arthropoda, Insecta, Diptera, Muscidae. The transcript has 3 exons.
UCGAAGUUCAAAGUGAUAUUCAAUUAGGCGUUUCAAAAUAAAGUGCAGAGCUCAGAUGUACAUUUCUUAUGUGUAUAGGAAAUGGAAAUAAACCCGAUAAGGAAAAUGUUUCACGCGUCGUACUCUACACAUUUAGAACAUAAUUUUUGAGUUUGUUGCAAAAUACGUUAAAGUUUUUUUCCAUUAAAACCAGCGAUAUUCAGAGUGAGAGAGCUCUCAAAUCGAGCAGCACCGCAACAAAUUAUGGCUAAGACUGCAGCCGCGUUACAUCAAGGAUUUUCUAUAAAAAUAAUACAAAUUUUAGUCAUCUCUGGCCUUUUGGCAGAUAGAUCGAUUGCUCUUCAAUGCUUUAGCUGUGGGGUUACAAACGAUGAAACUAAAACUAAUACUCACAACGAUGUAAUCCCAAUAUGCUCAAAAUUUGAUGGCUCAUCAAGGUUUGUUGUGGAAUGCCCAUUCUCUACCAUGUGUUUGCGAACAGUUCAUACAAUGUAUUUAAAACAUGGUAUUAAACAACAGACAACCACGCUGAGCUGUGCACAACAAAAGUAUACAGAAUACAAACUGGAAAACAAAAAUUGGGUUCCGAAUGAUUUUGUCAAAGAAGUCUAUCCAGAAGGCUGCAUAGUAGAGCCAAAUGAUUUAUUAGCGUCAACGAAAAUGAGCUGUUAUUGCCGCGGUCAUUUAUGCAAUUUUGCAAAUCGACCAACAAUGGAAGCAAAAACGAAAACAUUCGUAUUUUUAAUUAUUAUUAUUUUAUUGAAAAAUUAUUUUUAAGGAUCUGAAAUAACACAAACCAAAUGACAGUACUAAACAUAUAUCACUUUACAACAAUUAAAGGGACUGCGAAAUAAAACAAAACUUGAGGCAGAUACUAAAUCAUACAGUAC